This is a messenger RNA of Amaranthus tricolor (Joseph's coat), 2699 nucleotides long. RefSeq names its product 65-kDa microtubule-associated protein 8-like. Gene Ontology annotation, molecular function: microtubule binding. The transcript has 11 exons. Gene Ontology annotation, cellular component: cytoplasm; spindle. Gene Ontology annotation, biological process: microtubule cytoskeleton organization. Lineage: Eukaryota; Viridiplantae; Streptophyta; Magnoliopsida; Caryophyllales; Amaranthaceae. Bases 364 to 2181 code for a protein of 605 amino acids. The record is from RefSeq and is a predicted model, not a curated record.
UUCUUCUUUUCUCUUGCCUAUAAAAAAAUUAUCUUUAGUUCGAAUAUAGAAACAAAAUAUAAAAAAAAAGGGAGAGAAAGUGAAAGGAGCAGAGGAAGAAAGGAACUUGCAACUAGGAGUAGAGUCUGAAGCAACACUUAAGAAAAAAGCUUUAGUUACACCUACCUCUGUGACUCAGUAUAGUCUUUUCUUUUAAGCAAAAAUCACAAAAUCUCUCCAUCAGAGAAUCACACCAUUUUUUUCAGAGAAUUCCAUUAUUUUCACCUUUUCUGGUCUCCAUUUCUGUGCCUAAACAGAACACAAAAAAAAUAAAUAAAUAAAUAAAAUAAAAAAUUUCAGCUCUUAACAGUGUAUGCUAACUUAAUGGGGUCAAUUCAGACUCCAUUACCAGUUCGAAGUUCAGGGUUACUUGAAAAUUCUUGUGGAUAUCUGCUCCAGGAACUGCAGAUGAUAUGGGAUGAAAUUGGAGAAGAUGAAAGUGAAAGGGAGAAGAUGUUACUUGACAUUGAACAGGAGUGUCUGGAAGUCUACAGAAAAAAGGUUGAUUAUGCAAACAUGGCUAGAUCACGUCUGCAUCAGGAACUGGCUGAAUCUGAGUCUGAAUUUACUCAGCUUCUUCUGUCUCUUGGCGAACGGUCUCUUCCUGAAAGGCCAGAGAAGAAGGCCGGCACCCUGAGACAACAAAUAGAUUCACUCACCCCAGCAUUAAGGGAGAUGAGGCUAAGAAAACGAGAGAGAAUAAACCAGUUCGAAGCUGUUCAAGGGCAAGUACAGAAAAUUAACGCAGAAAUAGCUGGUCUUUCUGAAUAUGAUGAUUCUGUAUCAGCUAUGAAAGUCAAUAAAAAUGAUCUUUCAUUGAAGAAACUUGAGGAAUACCAAGCUGAGCUGAAAAAAUUGCAAAAUGAGAAGAGCAACAGACUAGAAAAGGUGGAACAGUAUUCUAGCCGGAUCCAUGACCUGGCUGCAUUAUUGGGUAUGGAUUCUUCAAUGACUAUUACAAGAAUUCAUCCAAGCUUAAAUGAGUUGUGUGGCGGUAUUGCCAAGAAUAUCAGUGAUAACAUUUUGGCAAAACUUGAAGAAACUGUAAUAUCUCUAGAAGAAGAAAAGCAGAAGCGUAUUGAAAAGCUUCAUCAUUUAGGUAAAGCAUUGUUAGACAUGUGGAAGCUUAUUGAUACACCAGAAAAGGAGCGCCAACACUUUUUCCAUGUUGUAAAUUUAUUGGCCAUCCCCUCUGAACAAAUAACAAAACCUGAAAGCCUCACCGUUAGCAUUAUACAACAGGCUGAGACUGAAGUAAAGCGACUAGAUGAACUAAAAACAAGCAAGAUGAAAGAACUUUUUGUCAGGAAACAGUUUGAGCUUCAAGAAAUAUGCAGUAGAUCGCACAUGGAGAUUCCUUCACCAUCUGAAAUGGAGAACAUUACUCACCUAGUGGACUCAGGGACAAUCGAUCUGGUCCAUCUUCUCAAGAGCAUGGAUGAACAGAUUACUAAAGCAGAAGAAGAAGCGUUGAGCAGGAAAGCCAUAAUGGAGAGGGUAGAGAAGUGGAUGUUGGCACGUGACGAAGAACGAUGGUUGGAAGAGUAUAAUAGGGAUGAAAAUCGAUAUUCAGUAAGCAGAGGUGCUCACAGGAAUCUAAAACGUGCAGAAAAGGCCCGAAUUACUGUCACCAAGAUUCCAGCUUCAGUAGAUAUGUUGAUCUCAUUGACUAAAGGUUGGGAAGAAGAAAGAAAGAAAGUGUUUUUAUAUGAUGAGGUACCUCUGCUAGCUAUGUUGGAAGAAUACAUCGCAUUGAGGCAGGAGAAGGAAAGUGAGAAGCAAAGGCAAAGGUUGGAAAAGAAAAAAGUAGCAGCUGGGCCAAACAAUAUUUCAUGGAGUCCUAGACCAGGCACCAGUGCACGAAGUGCACCAAACAGGAGUUUAAGUGGUACUUUCAAUGGUACCUCUCCCUCACACAGGAACUUGAAAAAAAGUCCGGCAAACAGGAGAUUGUCAUUGGGUGCACAGCAUGGAGGAUCAAACAGUUUCAACCUACGGAGUUUAGGCACAUCGUUCAUACAGGAAGGCACCAAGCCAUCAACACAACAAAUGUACGCUCGAUCAGAAUAUGGCUCUCACCUAAGAGACGAAACGGCUUCAGUUGUAUCAACCUACUCGGGGCCUUUAUCUCCUGAAAGCUGAGAACACUCUUGUAAGAGUUUGUGAUAUAGCAUAGAUCUGAAGUUUUGUGCAAAAAUAAAAUCAGAGAUUGACUGACAAACCCCGGACCCUUGUUUUCCCCGUAUACAUACAAUCUCAUAGUCCCGUUUUUGAAGUUCUCUGCAUUCAUACAGGAGGAAUUAUAUGUACAAAUUACUAUGUAGUGUUUUCAAUGGACAAGUUUGUGUAAAAUAGAGCUCUCUCUUCUAAACUUACAGUACAGCUCAGCUCAUUAAACUACUAUGCUGCCGACAAGCUAAUUUACUAAGCUCUUCACUGCACUUAAAAGUACUCUCCAUAAAUGAAUCUGACAUCUGGACACUUUAACUAAAACCAAAAUCAUGCUGAAGUCCUAUGUCACUCCAAUGAUUGUUGUACCUGUAGUUCCUAUAUUGGAUCUUUGAUUCAAGUACAUGUAGAAUACUUCAACUGAUCAUCUGAAUUCUGAUCCACCGUCCGUUAAUACGAAAUCAUUUAAUGAUAUUGUCAAAUCUAACACU